This is a messenger RNA of Thermothelomyces thermophilus ATCC 42464, 1575 nucleotides long. RefSeq lists its product as uncharacterized. Lineage: Eukaryota; Fungi; Ascomycota; Sordariomycetes; Sordariales; Chaetomiaceae. Gene Ontology annotation, molecular function: nitronate monooxygenase activity. The transcript has a single exon. The coding region runs from base 74 to 1195 and encodes 373 amino acids. The record is from RefSeq and is a predicted model, not a curated record.
GUUCACCACCACCAACAUUGCCUCAUUAACCAUCAAAAAAAAGAAAAAAAAAAAAGAAAAGAAAAUAAUAAUAAUGGCCACACCCACGAAGACGACAACGAGGACGACGACGACGACCACCACCACCACCACCACCGCGGCCACGGGUCCCAUCACCACCCCUCUGACGACCCUCCUGGGGAUCCGUCACCCGAUCCUGCUGGCCGGCAUGGCGCGCGUGUCUAACGGGCGGCUGGCCGCGGCCGUGUCCAACGCGGGCGGGCUGGGGGUCAUCGGGGGCUUCAUGUACACGCCGGAGCAGCUGCGCGAGAUUGUGGCGGAGCUCAAGGCGCACCUGCGGUCGCCGGACCUGCCGUUCGGCAUCGACCUGGCGCUGCCCCAGGUGGGCGGGUCGGCGCGCAAGACGAACCACGACUACACGGGGGGGCGGCUGGACGAGCUGGUCGACGUCACGAUCGAGUCGGGCGCCCGCCUGUUUGUGAGCGCCGUCGGCGUGCCCCCGCGCCGCGUCGUCGACCGCCUGCACGCCGCCGGGGUCCUCGUCAUGAACAUGGUCGGGCACCCCAAGCACGCCGUCAAGGCGCUCGACCUCGGCGUCGACAUGGUCUGCGCCCAGGGCGGCGAGGGCGGCGGGCACACGGGCGACGUGGCCAACAGCGUGCUGAUCCCCGCCGUCGUGGACGUGGCCAAGCGGUACCGGCCCCAGCUGCUGGGCGGGGACCGGCCGGCGCUCGUCCUGGCCGCGGGGGGCAUCUGCGACGGCCGCGGGCUGGCGAGCUCGCUGAUGCAGGGCGCGGUCGGCGUCUGGGUCGGCACGCGCUUCGUCGCCAGCGUCGAGGCCGGCUGCAGCGACCAGCACAAGGAGGCCGUCGUGAGCUGCGGCUUCGAGGACACGGAGCGGACCCUCGUCAUCAGCGGCCGCCCCCUGCGGAUGAAGACCAACGACUACAUCCGCAAGUGGCACGCCCAGCCCGACAAGAUCCGGGAGCUGUGCAGCAAGGGCAUAGUGCCCCUCGAGCACGACCUCGACCAGGGCAACGAGGUCGACAUGCCGCACCUCAUGGGCCAGGUCGCCGGCGCCAUCACAAAGAUCCAGCCGGCGGGCGAGAUUGUCGACGAGAUGGUGGCCGAGGCGGUCGAGAUGCUCAAGCUGGCCAAUGUAUAUCUGAACGGGGGGAAGGCGAGCAAGUUGUAAUAUGUAAUAUGUCGAACUUUCCGAUAGCGCCAAAGGGGGUCGCAGUGUAACUUGUGGCAUCUCGGACAUGGAGAGAAGAGUCUAUUGUCCUGUCGAGUUGUCGCGUCCUCCUCCUUCGGACAGCCCAAACCAACAUUUGGCUUCCGCACCUCAUCAGAGGUCCCCUUUUUAUUCGAUUGUCAUCCAGUAGGCUACGUCGAUGGGUUGGAGCUACCGGGGCAAGCAUAUAAUUCACCCUUCUGUCCACCCUUGCCGAAUACUCCAUGCUCUCAGUUCCCGGAAACGGGAUUAGAGAGCGAACACGAGAAAAGACGUCUCCUAUAAAGUUGCCGUGAGCACAGUACAUUGUAUCAUCGUCACCACGGCAAUGCUAGCGGCGU